Molecule: messenger RNA, 1955 nt
Organism: Pisolithus orientalis
Lineage: Eukaryota; Fungi; Basidiomycota; Agaricomycetes; Boletales; Pisolithaceae
Product: CK1/CK1/CK1-G protein kinase
Exons: 10
Coding region: 289-1746 (485 amino acids)
Biological process (GO): signal transduction; endocytosis; peptidyl-serine phosphorylation
Cellular component (GO): nucleus; cytoplasm
Molecular function (GO): protein serine/threonine kinase activity; ATP binding
Source: RefSeq, a predicted model, not a curated record
AGAUGUACGAGUAACGGACGUGUGUACCCCCGCCCAUAUGUGUACUUUAUGCGAUCCUUGCCGACGAGUGGUUUUUUUGAGUUGUUAUGACCGUGUGUGCGCAGCGGGAGCAACUGUCUGGUUUUGGCAGGCAGUACCGAACAACACCUGUUGGGCUGUUUAGCGAGCCCAGCCAAUCUCCACCCGCUCGCUCUUCGCCUGAGCAGGCUGAGCUGCGUCGUCUGUCAAGCCGUUCCGCAAGCCCUGAGGUCGACUUCUCCUUCCUCUUCCUUGUCUUGACCCACCACCAUGUCGUCUCAUGGCACCCCAAACAUUGUCGGUGUCCACUACCGCGUUGGCAAGAAAAUCGGCGAGGGUUCCUUCGGCGUCAUCUUUGAAGGAACCAACCUGUUGAAUAGCCAGACCGUCGCCAUCAAGUUCGAACCACGCAAGGCCGAGGCACCCCAGUUACGCGAUGAGUGUCGCUCCUACAGAAUCCUCGCGGGUUGUCCUGGAAUCCCGCAGAUAUACCAUUUCGGACAGGAAGGCCUUCAUAACAUUCUAGUCAUAGACCUCCUCGGACCCAGUCUGGAAGACCUGUUUGAUAUGUGCGGACGCAAGUUCUCCAUCAAGACCGUUUGCAUGGCCGCGAAGCAGAUGGUUACUAGAGUACAAACUAUCCACGAGAAGAACCUCAUCUAUCGUGACAUCAAGCCAGACAACUUCCUCAUCGGUCGCCCCGGAACGAAGAAUGCCAAUGUAAUACAUGUUGUGGACUUUGGCAUGGCGAAGCAGUACAGGGACCCCAAGACAAAACAACACAUCCCCUAUCGCGAGCGGAAGAGCCUGAGCGGAACAGCACGGUACAUGAGUAUUAACACACAUUUGGGGCGAGAGCAAUCGAGAAGGGAUGACCUAGAAGCCCUCGGUCACGUUUUUAUGUACUUCCUGAGAGGUAGCUUGCCUUGGCAAGGUUUGAAGGCUGCCACGAACAAGCAAAAGUACGAGAAAAUCGGCGAGAAGAAACAGACAACUCAUAUCAAGGAACUGUGUGAAGGAUACCCUGAGGAAUUUUCUAUCUAUCUCAACUACGUCCGCAAACUUGGAUUCGAGGAGACUCCUGACUACGAUUUCCUGCGGGAUUUGUUUUCCAAGGUGCUGAAAAACAUCGGCGAAGUUGACGAUAGUGUCUUUGACUGGAACCUUCUGAAUGGCGGCAAAGGCUGGGAGGCGCCAACAGGCCAAGCGCAGCUCUCGCAGGUCCAGAAUAUCACUCCCCAGCCCCAAGAUCGCAGGAGAGACGCGGAACGCCAACGAGAUGCGGAGUGGCGGAGAGCUUCACAAGGUGUCGCGCCUCCUUCCCCCGCUCUCGUCCGUCAUGGGUCAAAGCGCAGAGGCCCCACUGGCACACCCGCUGGUACACCAGGCCAAGGCACACCCUUGUCUGGUGCGGCACACGUAAACGUGCCUAUAUCCACACCUCAGAACCGCGCAAGUCACAUCAGCGCCUCGCAGCAUCCGUAUGCAAACGCGGCCCCUGGUGCGGACUAUCCACAAGAGUCAAACGGAGAUUCCUACGCCGCGCAAGCAUAUGGGCGAGGGUCUCCCAUGGUAUCGACCGUUGCUCCACCAGCAAUCAGUAACGUGCGCGCACAAGGCAAUGAAGUUGGGGCAUCGCAAGGGGUUGGAGAGUAUCACGAGCAAGAUGGCGACGUUCUCCAACCCAAGUCGACUUUCUGGCAGAUCCUUACCUGCCGGUGUUGCUGAGAAACGACAUCGUGUCUCGUUGCGCAAUCCUUUUUCCCGCAGCUAUCGACGCCUCUCCAGCAGCUCUCGUCGACCAUUACUUUGGUUUCCUGAUAUAUACCCUUCCACUACAUGACCCCUAAUUGCAUUACUUGAUCAUACGAUCCUCUUUUUUUCCUCUUCUUUUCCUCACGGGACGCCGACUGUGGCGCGGACGAAACCUCGAACUA